This is a messenger RNA of Molossus molossus (Pallas's mastiff bat), 333 nucleotides long. Its product is annotated as protein Shroom3-like. Gene Ontology annotation, cellular component: apical junction complex; apical plasma membrane; cortical actin cytoskeleton. Gene Ontology annotation, molecular function: actin filament binding. The coding region runs from base 1 to 333 and encodes 110 amino acids. The transcript is spliced from 2 exons. Gene Ontology annotation, biological process: actin filament organization. Lineage: Eukaryota; Metazoa; Chordata; Mammalia; Chiroptera; Molossidae. The record is from RefSeq and is a predicted model, not a curated record.
AUGAUGAGAACCACAGAGAACUUCGAGGAGACUCAGCUCCGUGCCGCACUAAGUCCUCCCGGGACCCCCGCGGGAGGGUACAUUUAUCUGGAAGCAUUCCUGCAGGGAGGAGCUCCCUGGGGUUUUACACUGAAAGGUGGCCUGGAGCACGGAGAACCGUUAAUCAUCUCUAAGAUUGAAGAAGGGGGCAAAGCGGAUCUGGUGAGCUCCAAACUGCGGGCCGGGGACGAGGUGGUGCACAUCAAUGAGGUCGUGCUGAGCAGCUCCAGAAGGGAGGCCGUUUCCCUGGUGAAAGGAUCCUACAAGACCCUCCGGCUGGUGGUCCGCAGGUAG